Salvelinus sp. IW2-2015 is the source of this 2940-nucleotide messenger RNA. Its product is annotated as endoplasmic reticulum metallopeptidase 1. Lineage: Eukaryota; Metazoa; Chordata; Actinopteri; Salmoniformes; Salmonidae. The record is from RefSeq and is a predicted model, not a curated record. Gene Ontology annotation, molecular function: metalloexopeptidase activity. Gene Ontology annotation, biological process: proteolysis.
GUACUUGACAAUUUAUCAGCCGAUGUUAGAAUAUUGUUUCAACGUUGUUAUUUAGGUAAUAAUAGAAUAACUUUGAAGAGCUCGGUUUGUCAACGUCUGCUCAGCUCCGCGGCAUCACGUGCUCCGUGUUAUUGAUUUUAUGUAGCUAAGAGGUGCAACUACCCCUGAGAAUCAAGGAACAUUGUAUUGAUAUGAACUGAAAUUGAUGGGCCUUUUUUGGGAGAAUAAUAUUUCAGCGGUUAAGUGGUGAUAAUGUGUUUGCCCUUAGUGACCUGUCUCUCUAUGGUUUUCUCCUGAUAUAGAUGUCACCAGGGUUCUUCCAUGCCCUUGUUGACCCCUCUCACUCCGUGUGUCUGUCUGUUCCUCCUCCAGGGUGCGCGUCGUCUGGAGGUGGGGGAGCUCUACUUUGACGUGAGCCUGCUGCUGUGGUGUGGCGCACUGGUUUACUUCACAGCUAACGGCCUCUGCUCUGCCUACGUCCCCAUGCUCAUGGUGGCCUUCCCCCUGGCCACCAAGCUGCUCCUCGCCAGGGAGUUCAAACUCCGAGGUGCUUCGGUGAAGUACUCUGUGCUCUACCAGCUGGGUCUGGCUUUGCCCUACGUCCACUUCAUGUUCCUGAUCUGGUUGGUGUUUGAGGUCUUCACGCCCACCCUGGGGAGGAGCAACACAUACCCUGCUGAUGUGGUCCUGGCCACCAUCGUCACCCUCUCCAUACUCUUCUUCUCCUCCUUCUUUCUCCACUUUAUCUACCUGGCCAGGUCUACUAAGUGGCUGUUGGCAGGUCUGGGAACAGUGUUUACUGUGUUUCUGUUGCUUGUAUCCUGUGGUAUGUUCUUCCCCUACACAGCAGACCCCUCUGGUCCACGCCCCAAACGGGUCUUCAUCCAGCACACCACUCGUAUCGUCCAUGGUCUGGACGGCCAGGUGGAGAGUAGAGACUCAGGUCUGUGGAUCAACAGCUUUGACUACACUGGCAUGCAGCACAUCACGCCUAUCAUACCAGAGAUCAAUGAUACCAUCAUGACCAAUUGUCAGGAGGACAGGCCUUUCUGUGGCUACCCCUGGUUCCGAUCUGAUAAGAAUAACUGGUACCUCCCAGCCCCUGAGGUCUUUCCCAAGUCUCCUGUGGAGUUUCAGCUUCUUUCUAAAGAGGAGACAAAAUGGGGAACAGUUAAGAUGACUUUUGAAGUCAAAGGUCCCAGCCACAUGUCCCUCUACCUCAUGCCCCACCGAGGAGCCUCUCUGUCUAGCUGGUGGUUUGGGGACAGCACCCCCCAGUUAUACCUGGCUAGAGAGUAUUUCAUAUUCUACACCCAUGGCCUGGACGCCCCCGCCUGGAACUUCUGGUUCGAAAUACAGCCUCCCAGAGAGGAGGGCCCAGAGGGGAUGAUCUCAGUAGCCAUCUCAUCUCACUACUACUUUGGAGAGGACCAGAGGACUGUUCAGCUAGACGACAUGCUACAGAGGUUCCCCAAGUGGGCCUACCCCUCUUCCUGGGUCUCCACCUAUCACAUGUACCGAUACUGAGAUAAUGGGCCCGUUGUUGAGCCUGCUUCCCCUCCACUCCAACACACUGAAACAGACACAGAUGGCAGACACACGGACAUGCACGUCCCCGGUUCCCUGGCAUAUUCAAGAGAACCCCACCAUCACUUUGUCAAUAAGCUAGUUACUAACAGGAGAGCCACUUAAGCCAAGCAUCCUUUUUUAUACCGUAUAUAGUAACAGGUAGGACUAACUUCCUGACAAGGGCAUGGUCCGCCGGAGUUCUUCCUUUCUUUGUGGGGAUAGAGAUAAUUAGGGCAUUGUUUUUUUUUAACUCUCUCUGCCUAACUGUUUUGUAUCUAUUCUACCUCCUGCCAGCUCUGUCAACAAGCACGAGGUCAAAAGCAUCAUUCUCUAGCGUCACUAUCUAUAUUUUCAGGAAAGGCUACAGUGCCUUAGAUGGAUGGUUAUAUCUCUAACAUCUCUGGUUCUGACCUUUCCAGGGCCAAGCUUAAAGGGACAAUUCACUUAUUUUACAUUUCCCUAGGGUGUAUUUUGUUUCCUUCAAACAGUUUUUUAAAAAUAUAUAUUUAAAAAAAAAUAUGGGUUGAAGAAUGAAUGUUUCUGUGUGAAUUAAAUUGUCGUGUUUGGAUUGUUUAUAUUUUAUUGUACUGCAAGUGCUAUGGAUAAAUUUUUUACAGGGAAACUGCGGAUAGUUCAGAGGGAGCGGCACAAGGGUGCACUCCUAUCCUUUAAAUAUAGUUGAUUAGAUACAAAUCUGGCUGUCUUUUCCUUUAACUAGCAAAGUGCAAUGAAAUGUUAGUUCAAGUUUGGUGUGAGUUUUUGCAUGAAUUUGGUUUAAAGGACAGUGAAUUUGUUUGUACUUUGAGAACUUGCUACCAAGCUCGUGUGUAUCAGACACACUGUUUUUUUCUCAGAGAUUAUGCUGAACUGAAGACACGUGUUACUACUGUUGGGGUUCUGAGAAUAUGAAAUAUACUUAUUCAUGUCACUGAGGGAGAGAGGGUAAUGUAUAACUUUUACAUUAUAUCAGGGAUCCUAUUGAAAUAUUGAGUGCAGGGAAGCAAUCACGUGGCAGGCAUUGAUAAGGGGAGAGAGCCAUGGAUUAGUGAUGAAGUUUGAAGUUUAUGGCCAUUUUCACUUAGUGUACUGCCUAGCAGUAAAGAUACAAUGUUUGUACAGAUGUGUAGGAGGAGAUUCAGCCUAGGAGGAAGGGUUAAAUAUCAGUGCUUGUGUGAAAAUGUUUUUGUCUGAAUGCAGCUGUAUGGACCCUCUGGGAAGAAUAAACGUGGUUAAGCUUUUAUAGUGUCUGUUAGGUUAUAAUUCUCAGAAUAAAAAAACUCAACAGUUGGCGCUGCGAGCAGGGUUCACCACGAUUUGCAGUUGAACUAGAAUCAGUGAAACAGGAGCCGGUGUUGUGCUGAACAUCUCCCC